Molecule: messenger RNA, 346 nt
Organism: Racocetra fulgida
Lineage: Eukaryota; Fungi; Glomeromycota; Glomeromycetes; Diversisporales; Gigasporaceae
Source: the annotation of a GenBank genome assembly
AAAUCAUCAACAAUCAAAAAAGCAGAAAAUAACGAUUUAACUAAUACUGAAAAAUUUGCCAAUACACUACAAGAUAAAGUUAAUAUAUCAGCGAGGGCUGUCAAUGAUGAAACAUUAAUUAUAUCUGCUAAAGCAUCAAACAAUAAUAUAAAUUUGAUCAAAGAAGAUCUAAUUACCUGGAAUAUCACUUUCAAAAAAUACAAUGAGAUCAAAAUAUCCCUAAAAAUUGAAAAGUUGAAACAUUUUGUUAGCCUCAAACAACAUUAUAUCAAUCUGUUUUAUGCUGCAACUCAGGAAACACCUAAUGGGUCUAAAUCUUUACCCAAUAAAACAAAGAUUGAACAAA